UGUUUGGAGGAUGAAACUCUGAUCUGUGCAUGAGAUAGUCCUCUAUAAGAGUCAUAUGUUAAAGCGAACAGAAUCUGGAAGAUGUCGCCCGUAGAUUCUGUUCAUAAUCACAUGACCCCACUUACGCCACACUUUACCCCAGACUUGAAUGUGUCAGCCACAUACAUGUGCAUUACCUAUGGUUCCUAGGUAAGCAGUGACCUUCGCAGCAGCCGCCACCCCACAUGAUCCCGUCCUGACGACACCACUUACUCCGGCGCUUCCUUUCACUGUCCACAGGCAUCCAACACUUUCCUAAGCGUUCGUCCCGAAUCACCCGACGUUAGCAUACAAAAAACAGUAGCUCGUCCACGACGACUGACAGAAUCCUGCUCGUACCACGCGAACGAUCGUCAACAACAGGCAAAAGCAACGAUGGCUUCAACCGCAAAGUACGUCCCGGCGCCGACUCAGGACCCUGACGAACCUUCGCGCUACACGCAGGCACCCCCCGCCUACCAAGCCGAAGCCAGCGCCGCCUCCGACACGGAUCGUCUCUUUGGCGGCGGUGUCCCUCGCCGCAGCGAGGACGACAUCCCGGAUGACUUCAAGUACGGCGGCUCAGUAGCAGAGGCCACGAUCGACAUCCGCAACCAGUUCAUCCGCAAGGUCUACGCGAUCCUCACCGUCCAGCUACUUGUCACCGGCGGCGUCUCCACCAUCAGCUUCUUCAACGAUGGUUACAAGGCCUGGAUCCAGGACCAUCCGGGCUUGGUCUUCGGCUCCCUUCUCGGUGCCAUGGUCAUGAUGCUCCUCACCUUCUGGAAGCGCAAGUCGUACCCGACUAACCUCCUCUUCCUUUCGGCCUUCACACUCAUGGAGGCCUAUUCCAUCUCCGUCAUCGUCUCCUUCUACAAGGCCGGCAUCGUCCUCAAUGCCCUCUUCCUCACUGCAGGCAUCUUCAUCUUCCUUACCGCCUUCGCCUGCCAGACCAAGUAUGACUUCACCUCCUGGAUCCCUUACCUCGGCGGCGCCCUCUGGGCUCUUGUCAUCUUCAGUUUCAUGUACAUGUUCUUCCCUAGCAGCUCCACCGGCGAGCUCAUCUACGGUGGCAUCGCCGCACUCAUCUUCAGUGCCUACAUUCUUGUCGACACCCAGCUCAUCAUGCGCCACCACCAUGUCGAAGAGGAGAUUGCGGCCUCUAUCAGUCUGUACCUUGACAUCAUCAACCUGUUCUUGGCCAUUCUGCGCAUCCUGAACAGCCAAGAGAGCAACUAAACUGCCACUGGUUCUACUCCCUACGGAUAACAAAUUGUAUCAAGUCUGCCAGCAGGUAGCUAGUGUGGUUUGACAUGAGAUUUUUUCAACGGAAAUUGGCCAGGAUACGUCGUGGUUGUUUUGUAUGGAAUAAAAACCUUGGGGGUAUGAACCCAGAUUGGGGGUUUCCGCCUUUAUCCGUUGCCCUCCGUUUGUAGUGCAGUAUCUCUUUAUAGUAAACUUAUUUAAUCACAUUUUUAU
Molecule: messenger RNA, 1497 nt
Organism: Colletotrichum navitas
Lineage: Eukaryota; Fungi; Ascomycota; Sordariomycetes; Glomerellales; Glomerellaceae
Product: inhibitor of apoptosis-promoting Bax1-domain-containing protein
Exons: 3
Coding region: 415-1257 (280 amino acids)
Source: RefSeq, a predicted model, not a curated record